Lineus longissimus is the source of this 5895-nucleotide messenger RNA. Its product is annotated as galanin receptor type 1-like. Gene Ontology annotation, molecular function: neuropeptide receptor activity. Gene Ontology annotation, biological process: neuropeptide signaling pathway. Gene Ontology annotation, cellular component: plasma membrane. NCBI's taxonomy places the organism in Eukaryota, Metazoa, Nemertea, Pilidiophora, Heteronemertea, Lineidae. The transcript is spliced from 5 exons. The record is from RefSeq and is a predicted model, not a curated record. The coding region runs from base 1227 to 2480 and encodes 417 amino acids.
AAUUUAUUUACUGCAAUGUACAUUUGUUUCAAGAUAAAAUCGGGUGCACGUUUUUGUCAUGAUAUCAGGAAAUGAGAUUAUCGUACCAACGAUAAUACAUGCUUGGUAACCGAAAUCGGUGGUCCUUGAUUAAUUCUUUGUUGUCUUCCACGGGUGUACACGGCGAGUAAAUAUUCCAGUAAAAAAUCAUUCAUUGGCCGGCAACAAACUUUAUAAAAAUAUAUCUUGCAUGUAGAAUCCACAACAUUUACAAAUGGGGCAAAGAUUUUGCCGACUAUCGAAUUAUGGAUACGCGGUGUUGCUUUGUUGAAUAGAUUUCUUUUGACUCAUCUCAAGAACAACAAAGCGAAUUGUGUAAUUGUCACCUAAAUUGCAAUCUCGUGUUAAUUCUUAGCCAUGUUGCAUUCAGUCUUCAUGGCUAAAAUACGAUCGCUGCGAUUUGUAAGUACGCUCUACGCGCUACAUUGAUUUCCGCGAGACAGGUGGUGUUUGCCGCGAGAGCGAGGCUUCUGAACGUAAGGUCGGGAUUUCUCGAGACUGAGCCUGGAAGUACGGUUCGUCUGCAGAAAAAAGAAAACUGUCUAAUUGAUUUAUUUCGCUGAUGCUCUUGCAGUUUAUGGAUGGACUUGUUCGACUAGACGAAUGUCAAAGUAGUUCAUUGAUCGAUUUGAUCGAUUCAUCGCACUAACACAUGUUGCUGUUGUAAGAUGUGUAACAAUUAAAUACAUUUGGAGUUAGUAUUUGGGAUCAGUAACAGUUACUGCACUGAAUCGAAAACUAUUCGAAAGUGGAAAAUCGAAACAUUUCAUAGGAAUUUGGAGGACUUAGAGGAACGUUUAUUGGAUAAUCCGCUUUGUUUUCAACUGGAAUCUUCACAUAUACUGGAAAGCCUAUCGGAACGAAACGGACAGUGGAUAAAGACAGCUUUGUAUAGGGUGAUCUCAGAAAGAUUAUACAACCGUCAAGGUUUUUCAAAAGGAUAAACGAAACUAAUAGACUGCCAUGGUAAAUGUGGAUUAUUGUAAAAUCUGGAUUUAGGCGGCGUUUGCACACUGAAAUAUAUAAGAUUACAAGGUGAAGAUCAACAUUGAUAAAAAGCCCGGUGAAACGGCCACUUCGCCGAUGUUCAUCACUCUAUAAACUGGUGACGUAGCCUUGACGUAGGAUGGUUGGUCACUGGCCCCGGUCAUGACGUCACACUGAUUCUGCAUCCGCGUUUAAACAAAAUGAUGGACACUAUGGCAGGUAACCAGACGAUGUCUACGCUUAACGUGACCACGAGCCUCCCGACCAACCCCGCAGCUGCCGUGGCGGGGGUAGGGGACAGCACCGUCGCAUCAAUAGGAACAAUUGCCAUGAUUUACACCACCCUAGUCAUGCUUGGAAUCAUUGCAAUCACGGGCACGGCAGGCAACGCACUAGUCAUCUACGUCUUCUCAAAGCGCAACGACAACCAAACGUCGACGAUCUUCAUCAUAGGUUUAGCGAUCGUGGAUAUGGCGACCUGUGCUGUCAUUGUCCCGUUCACGAUGGUCAUGGAGUACAUGGAAUACGAGUUAGAAUUCGAUGCCUUGUGUAAAAUAUAUCAUUUCGCUGUGACCUCCAAUGUACCUUUUUCCGCCCUGAUAAUGUCGGCUAUAGCUGUUGACAGAUACUUGUGUAUAUGUCAUCCGUUUCUUCAUGCGAUGAACAUAAAACGUGCCAAGAUUUGCAUCUUGUGUUUAGGACUGUUUUCGAGUGUUUUAGGAGCAAUUGUAGCAAUGAUGCACGGCGUUUUUAGAGGAAUACCUUACAAGUACUGCAACGUAACAAAUGUAAGCUUUACAAACGGGACCUCGUCAGUGUCGUAUACGUUACAUUCGCGGCACCUCUGCCCUCUAGUGGGCAAUGAGACAAUAGACGACUUCCCACGUAAUCAAAUAUCAAUACAAAUUGAAAACGUAGGUGUGUGUGAAGUUGAUGACAUAUUUUUCCAAAGAAAGGCAAGAGAGGCAUAUCAGAAAAUCCACGUCUCCGUUUUUCUAUUGUGUUUGCUAGUUGUAAUUGUCCUUUAUACUCUAAUAUAUAAAUCAGUCUUGAUGCGACGGAGGAAACGGGCGAAAAUGAAGAAGACAACGGCACAUUUAGUUGCAAGAGAAACAUCUAUAGAUUGCGAGGAAACAAUUUUAACUACAGUGAAUGGCACGGACAAGCUCCACACACAUGUUCAUAGCGACAGCAAAAGAAUGAAACGAAAAUCCACGCGCAGGGACCGCCAAACCCGCAUGCAGAAUAUCAAAACGGCGGCCAUGUUGUUUGUGGUGACCGUCGUGUUUGUUAUCACGUUCCUCCCAGCUGCCUUAAUGGCGAAUGCCGUCAUAGAUUUUGUUGGGAUUGUUUUCUAUAUGUAUUUCGCCAACAAUGUCGCCAACCCAGUGAUUUAUUCCUUCAUGAAUAAGAACUUCAGGGACGACUUGAAAAAGAUCUUCAACUGCAAAUAACGGGCUCAGAAGUAAUGGCGUAAGGGUGACCUUAGCUUGACUUGUGCUGCCGCGCACUCUUUGAGUGACCUUGGCAUUAGCGCCAUCUCUGGACUAAGUUCAUGGUAUAUGUGUCAUUAUGAAUACCCCGCUAGGGAAAGGUUGUAUAUCUGCGUGUGUGUGGUGAAUUAUAACAGAAUACUUGUCGAUACUAUCGAAAAUGUGUACAGUUAUAUGAUUGCAUUGGAAUCGUUUAGAUCCUUAGAACAUUUCACUGCGGUACGCGAUUGUGUAGUAAACUUAUAAAGGGGAACUGUAGAAGAAUUAUGCGAAACUUGGCCUAUUUGAACGUAUAAUUUUUAGGUACUGUAUGUUGAAAUACUCAGUCGAUAGCAUGCAGGUCAUGGGAGUGAAAACGCCAGUUUACCGUCUAACGAAUAUAAUUUUCAGAAACAGUUUUCCGAAUGUUGGCCGGCAUAUCUACAGCGCACUUUUAUAACUACUAACCAUUGUCUUCGAUUAUCAUGCCGAGCCGACAGUCUCUACCGCUACUCCUCCUUGGUAUUUUGCGACGAGGAACCUUUUAUCAUCUUCUUGGAUCCAGCCCAUCGCCACUGUUCUUCACCGGGAGGCUCUCAAUUCACUGAGAGGAUUGACUUUCCACAAAAAAUCUUGCGCAACGGACUAUAAUCAUUGUUUUUAUCCUGCUGAAUAGUACCGUCAUUGUGAAAAAUACACUUUGAAAUUGUUGUCAUAGUGCCUGUCCAAAGGAGGACGCGCACGUUUUGUACAGUCAUGACGUCAUAUUGAGGUUACGUAUAAAACACAGAUCCGCAUGUAUAGAGGCGGCAAUCAUCUUAUCUCAUCACUGUUUACCUUCCGCAAUAUUAAGCCUGAUCGUCAUAAAUCUAUCAACUCGUCAAGAUACAGUGUAUAAAUGUACGUGCAACGUCAUCUUUGAAGCGAUGUACGAAUUCGGGACAUUUGAGAUUGUCGUCAUUUCUGCAGGAUGUAGGCCAGUUGAUUUCUUUUUAGCUUUCAGCAUAUCGUCUUCAACUUCAAGCAAAUUUAUCGCGUUCCCCUCCGAACAUUCUGAACUUCCAGCAGAAUUGCCUCCGUAACCUCCGCCCAUACUCACGUUGUCUGGAAGCUGAGUAAUGUCAACACAUUCAGGGUCAAGAUGCCCUCGGCUAGACUCCGAAUUGCGGUCUGUGAUGGAACUCUCCAAUUAUAAAGAGUUCUUCGAGCAGUUUAAUCUACAGCGUGUUUGGUUGAUGAGAUGUGUAUGAUUGUGCCUGUGCUUGUAGUGAGUGCGUCAUGUGACCUACACGUACCAAUAAGAUGUCAACAUUUCCAGAUAAAAGUGACCAGUCUUCACCACGGCGCCAAUUCAAUAAAAUAUGCCGCCUGGUUGGGGCCACAAUAGACUUGCCGAAAUCCGUUUUGGCUGGUGAAAUUGAGGGGCGAACAGGUCUGAAAUAAGAGUCUCUGACCCAUUUAAGAAGAUUUUUGAAAAAAGAUUCCGUUCCGGCUAAUCCAUUGUAGCCCGUAACCUGAGUAUGAAUUUGAAUCCCCACCAUAAUCACGUGCUGAUGCCUAGCCAACCCUUUGGCGGGUGCUCCGACAGCCUCCAACUUCGGUGCGCCUCGGUAUCACGACGUUUGAUGCGACGCCGCUCCAUUCUAUUUCCCUUCCCGACAGUGCUGGCAGGGCUUCUCUUUCCCAGGGCAUGACAAUGACCAGUUGUGGGGUGUGGGACCUUUGGGUAGCCAUGCAGUAUUCUUGAGAUAUCGCUAUUGACUUAUACAGAUUCUUCUAGAACCGUUAUUUACACUAGUGAUGGAAAGCAUUAAUACGUCACGAUAAAGGCACACCGAUCACUAGUGUGAACUUGUAUUGUAAUGAGCAACAUCCAGCGGAAAUGACGAUGAAAUAUAAUGCAAAUUAUUCUAUCCACUAAUUCAAAGACUUGUUUAGCCUUGGUCAUCCAGCCACCCAUACGUAAUCAAUAAUGUACAUACAUUUAAUAAUCCUUGUUUUGAUACGGAUUUGAGGCAGGUUGAUGGCAGCGGUACCUGGCUGCAUGAAUUGUGGUUCUUUCCACGAGGUAUUUGUAUGCGUGAUUAUUCUAUACAAGAAACAAGAAACAAUCAAAUAAUCACAUCAUGUUUCUUUUUCGUUGAAUAUGAUCCGCAUGACGAUGAAAUGUGUUGCAGUCGUGACUUCUGAGCCCAGAAGGGAUCAUGUCCUUUAACCAGAAAGGAUGUCGUACUGGAAGCAAUUGAAUACCGUACAUCAUUCGAUUCAAUACAGGCAAAAGUGCCAAUGCGGGGAUUAAUCAUCUACACGUUCCAUCCACGGGCCCAUCCACGGAUAGAUGAUGGAGAAUCCCCAUCAAAGAUCCUUGGGUGGAACCAGUAGUCGCAUCUACCUUGGGCCCCACCGUCCGCAUUGGGCUGUGAUGGAACUCCCAUCAGUGGAUCUACGAUGAGCCUUCAGAAGAUAUGAUGUGAUCCAUGUGUAAAACGUGGUUUGUGAUCAUCAUCAUAGACCCAUCGAUGGUCCCAUGCAUGACCCAUGCACUGGCACUUUUACCUGUGUGUAAUAAUCAGUGUAAAUAUAAGAAUGUUACUUAGUAAUUUUUAGUGAUUUUCGGUUAAAAAGGGAUUGUAAUUCAUCCCAGUAAAGGUUAACAAUCAUGACAGUAUGGUUUGAAUAGGAUAUUUGAGUUUUUGUUAUUACUGUUAUUGAAGAUCGACAAACAGUUACGUCGUUUAAAAAUUGUUUGGGCAUCAGUUCCUGCUUAACAAAAUGUAUCAAGAGGUACAUAUUUUGCUGGCUCCUAGCUGUUAACAAUUUUGAAGAAUAUUGUUUUCGCAGCAGUUGUUAGUCAUCAUUCUAAAACAACUUGAACUUGGGUACUGAACAAGAUUAGGGCAACGUUUACAACGCUUACAAAACGUAUUUAUAGUCAUAUCAUUUGAACUGAUAAGCAGCACGACGGUUUUGAGUAAAAGAAUCAUUUCGACAUCUUGUGCAAUAUCUUUAACCUGCCUGUCACAACAAUAGGCAGGUUUCGCAACCUAAUGUGCCGAGUACGAAGAACGAAGGUAUAUGGUGUCAUCAGGUCUUGUGCUAACUCAUUUACCUGGCACUCCUUUUAGACUUAUAGUUGUAGAAGGAAUGAGGGUACCGUUAAUCAAAAAUAUCGUCGAUAAAAGACACACACUUUGCACUUCGUCGUUCGUAUAUAUAGCUCCUCUUUCGGCUUGCGAAACCUGCCUAUCAUAAUAUCUGAUGAUCCCAUUGUCCAAGAUACUGCAGUUGACGGCAGACGACAGUUUCGUUUCAUUGUUGUUCUAUAAAUAGACGCUGUCGUUUGUUGAUAUCUCAAGAAUAUUUAUAUAUCAUCGAUCAAUAAAAUUUAUGCUUUUCA